This is a messenger RNA of Neocloeon triangulifer, 2688 nucleotides long. RefSeq names its product zinc transporter ZIP11-like. Lineage: Eukaryota; Metazoa; Arthropoda; Insecta; Ephemeroptera; Baetidae. The record is from RefSeq and is a predicted model, not a curated record. Gene Ontology annotation, biological process: zinc ion transmembrane transport. The transcript has a single exon. The coding region runs from base 1 to 927 and encodes 308 amino acids. Gene Ontology annotation, molecular function: zinc ion transmembrane transporter activity. Gene Ontology annotation, cellular component: membrane.
AUGAUCGAGGGCCUCGAUCCACUGGCGCAAGCCGCCCUCGGCACCCUCUUCACCUGGGGAAUGACAGCCGCGGGGGCUGCUCUCGUCAUCUUCUUCCGAGGAGCGCAGCGAAAACUGCUGGACGCCGCCCUGGGCUUCGCGGCCGGCGUGAUGACGGCCGCGUCCUUCUGGUCGCUGCUGGCGCCGGCCAUCGAGAUAGCCCAGGUCUCCGGACUGUACGGCUCUGAUGGUCAGUGGACGUUUGUGCCGGUGGUUGUCGGCUUCCUCAUCGGCGCAUUCUUCGUCUUCAGUACCGAUCUCUUACUGGCCAAAUUUGGCACUCCGAUACUCAAGCCUGCCGACUUCUGUGACGAAGCAAGUGGACCAGUCACAAGUGGCCUGGACAAUAAUCCAUCCGAAGCAUCCAUUGUUGACGUGGCUCAAGACCAAGUUGAUCAGGCAACUCUUGCAGCAUCUGGAAACAAAAGGUGGAAAAGGAUUGUGCUGCUUAUUAUUGCUAUUACAGUUCAUAAUAUCCCUGAAGGGCUUGCAGUGGGAAUGAGUUUUGGAGCCGUUGGACAGUCUCCCUCUGCAACCUUUGAAAAUGCAAGGAAUCUCGCCAUUGGAAUUGGCCUGCAGAAUUUCCCUGAAGGCCUUGCUGUCAGUCUGCCACUCCACGGUGCAGGUGUUUCCAUUGCACGCAGUUUAUGGUACGGUCAGCUCAGUGGCAUGGUGGAGCCCUUGGCGGGUAUAUUGGGUGCGGCCACUGUCCAGGUCGCUUCCCCUUUGCUGCCCUACGCCCUCUCCUUCGCAGCAGGUGCCAUGAUCUACGUGGUGCUUGACGAUAUUGUGCCCGAGGCUAACUCGGGGAAUAGCGGCCGAUUAGCGACUUGGGGUGGAAUCGUGGGUUUCACGUUGAUGAUGGCCCUAGAUGUCGGACUUGGCUGAACGGCUUCAUUCUUACAACACUCGCCCCUCAUCGCCCUCACGAUUUUUUUGUAUGUUGUAAAUUAACAGUUCCACGUUUGUUAACAAUUAUUAUUUAUUAUUCUUACUAUAGCUCCCGCUUAAUCAUUGUUUUUCAUUAUUUUAUUGAAGCUUGUAGUGUAAAUUUUUUUAUUUCAAGUAUAAAAUUAAUUAUAAUUUUAAAAUUUCAUAGAUUAUUAUACAAUCAAUCACAAUCACUGCAUGAUGAAAUUUACUGUACACAAAUAUGGAGAUAAUAUUGAUUUUUGAAUUAUACCAUUUAAAAUAUAAAAUGUCUUAAUUACCAUUUUUUUUUUAAAUGAAAAAUAAAUUUUUAAUAAUUUAAUAUUUAUGUAAUAUAUAGUUUCAUUCCAAGUAUUUACAUUUGAAGCAUAUAUCAAUUUCUGAAUCCUUGUAAUUUCAUUUUGAACUUUUUUCAAAUUCAAUCUGUGAUCCUAGAUUAACUCUGUGUGUCCUAUUGAGAUAGGUCAGUGGUUUCCGUUUACUGCCGUUUUAUGGCAUUUGUGGCUGCCUUUAUUGCACCACAACAAAUACGUUUUACUAUCGCUGGUCACUUGAUCGCUGUAUAUGCAGCGGGGCGGUCACAGGAAUGAAAACAAAAAACAGAUUGGGCGCGAAGUGAGACAUAUUCAAAUUAUACAUAUAUUAGAGGAGGACGCGUGCCACUGUUGCAUUUUUACGAUCGAAUUUUAUAGCUCUUUUAUGGGCGCGUAAGCUGACAAACACACACAUAAUGAAUCACACCCAAAAUCACUAAUCGUGCCAACAAGCAUGAUAAAUUAAUGCUGUAUAGCUCUAUCAGAUAGAACAUAGUCCGCGUACAUACAAUUAGAAUGAAUAUUUUUUUUCCAUUAACAAGGUCAAACAUCUACAGAUUUUUUUCCAACUUUGCCGCUUGUGUUUGUCGUACUUCUUAAAGAUAUCAAUCGUACAUCAUUGCCUUACAUCUGAUAAUGAAAACCAUUUCAAUUAAAACGUAAUUGACGUGUGCUCCAGGAUUCAAGUUUCAAGUGCUUUUUAAUUUUUAUUCAACAUUUGCUCGAAUAGAAAUUCCACUUGCAAGUUCCCCUGUCCUCGUGAAUGUGAUAAAAAAUUAUGAUUUGAUCAUUUCUGUUGCUAUUCACGUAAAUUUGCAUAACGUUUUAUUUGGAAACGGCUAAAAGGUUUCAUUUUGUAAGAACGUGAAAUUUCAGAGAGCUUUUAAAUUUAUAGAGCGGUUUCCUAUAUUUUGCCAUACAAGAAACAAGAUACCCAACCCAGCAGCUUUUUCUUGAGCCGAAGUUCUUCUUUUAUUUUUACUCCGACUAAGAUUCCCUAGAUAAUUUAUUCAUUAUAUAUCAAACCUGUCCAAUGGUCAGAGGCUCGCGCGGCGUCUGAUUGGACCGAAGAGAGGCACGAUUCGCUUUCACGCCGUUUCUACUCUGUCGCCGCUGAGUUUAGACGAAAAUUAUUGGCUUCCCACCUAUAUGAAUGCCGAUAAAUUACUCUGCAUGUCCUUCAAUAUUGCUAUAUUGUAUUAGCAUUAAAAAUGAGUCGCAGAUUUUUUCCUCUUACUAAAAAAAAAUUGAUUUGGAAUAUUCAAAGAGCGAAAACUUGUAAGUGUAUGAACAUCACUCGGAUUUAUUUUAAUUUAUCUCUGUAAACUGAUUUUAAACAAUUCUUUGUUAUUGCACUUAUUAUAUAGAAAUAAAAUUAUGCAAUAAUAAAUUUAUAAAAUUUAAC